Erinaceus europaeus (western European hedgehog) is the source of this 4793-nucleotide messenger RNA. It is a transcript of the gene TP53BP1, whose product is annotated as tumor protein p53 binding protein 1. The record is from RefSeq and is a predicted model, not a curated record. Gene Ontology annotation, cellular component: nucleus. Gene Ontology annotation, biological process: DNA damage checkpoint signaling; positive regulation of transcription by RNA polymerase II. Gene Ontology annotation, molecular function: histone binding. NCBI's taxonomy places the organism in Eukaryota, Metazoa, Chordata, Mammalia, Eulipotyphla, Erinaceidae. The transcript has 16 exons. The coding region runs from base 144 to 4343 and encodes 1399 amino acids.
AAGAACGAUCAAAUGAUGGGAAGAAAGGUGGAGAUUUGCAUAGUUCUUCAUUGACUGUUGAGUGUUCUAAAAAUUCAGAGAUUGAACCAAAGAAUUCUCCAGAGGAUCUUGGACUGUCUUUGACAGGGGACUCCUGUAAGUUGAUGCUUUCUACAAGUGAGUAUAGUCAGUCCCCAAAGAUGGAGAGCCUGAGUGAGCACAGAAUUGAUGAAGAUGGAGAAAACACACAGAUUGAGGAUACUGAACCCAUGUCUCCUGUUCUUAAUUCUAAACUUAUUCCUGCUGAAAAUGACAACAUCUUAAUGACUCCAGCACAGGAUGUUCAAGUAGAACUGAUUCAUAAUGAUGACAAAGCAAAGGAGGAUGACACAGAAACCAGAGAUGACAGUAGUAUUUUAACCACUGACUGCAAAGGGAGAGAAGAGACUGCAGCAGAAGAUGUUUGUAUAGAUCUCACAUGUGAUUCAGGGAGCCAGGCGGUUCCUUCUCCAGCUACUAGAUCUGAGGCACUUUCCAGUGUGUUAGAUCAGGAGGAAGCCAUGGACAUUAAAGAACAGCAUUCUAUAGGAUCUGAUGUGGAGGAAAUCCCUGAGACUCCUUGUGAAAGUCAAGGAGAGGAGUCCAAAGAAAACAUGGAGACUGUCCCAUUACACCUCCCUCUGACUGAAACUCAAUCUCAAGGAUUGUGUCUUUCAAAGGAAGCCCCGAAACAAGAAUGCCAAGAAGCUAUGGAGGUUGAAACCAGUGUGAUUAGUAUUGAUUCUCCCCAGAAGCUUCCAGUACUUGACCAGGAACUGGAGCAUAAGGAUCAGGAAGCUUGGGAAGAAGCUACUUCAGAGGACUCAAGUGUUGUAAUUGUUGAUGUGAAGGAACCAUCUCCCAGGGUUGAUAUUUCUUCUGAACCUUUGGAGGCAGUGGAAAAAUGCUCAGAUUCCCAGUCGUGGGAAGAUGAUGUUCCAGAAAUAGAGCGAUGUGCUGAGAAUAGAGCAGAUAACCAAGAGCAAAAGAGUGCAGAAUAUGAAGGAAAUUUGAAAUCAGUGGAUGCAGAAAAAGAACCUAUAGAGGCAGACUCUCCCCAACCUCCCUUGACCUUAGUGAGAGCAGAUGAUGCUCUAAGAUCUAAUCAGGAGAUGCAGCUGACCCAAGCUCAAGAGGAAAAGUCAGUAACAGGAGACUCAAAAAUUACUAAUGCAAAGCAGCUGGGUUCAAGUGUGGACGCUCAGCCGCUGGAGAAGGCUCCUGUCCAUGCUUCGCAAAGCUUCUGUGAAAGCUCUAGUGAAACUCCAUUUCAUUUCACUUUGCCUAAGGAAGGUGAUAUUAUCUCACCACUGACGGGUGCAACUCCACCUCUCAUUGGGCACCUAAAACUGGAGCCCAAGAGACACAGUACUCCUAUUGAUAUUAGCAGUUACCCCGAACGUGCCAUAGCAGCCAGUGAUGUGAUGUCUGAAAGCAUGAUGGAGACCAACGAUCCCAUACUUGAGAAUGAAAAAGGAGGUUCUGGGGCACCCCUAGAAACCGAUGACAAAUUGUCUCUAAGAAUGAAACUGGUUAGUCCUGAGACUGAGGCAAGUGAAGAGUCUUUGCAGUUUAACCUGGAAAAGCCUGCAAUUGGUGAAAGAAAAAAUGGAUCUGCUACUGUUGCUGAGGCUGUUGCCAGUCCUCAGAAGACCAUAUCUGUGCUUAGCUGUAUCCAUGAAACCUUUGAAACCCAGCAAGAGAAUGAUACUCGAAAUCAGGAUUCCCCCUCAGCACCCAUCAGGGGGAAUUUUCGCCUUUUUGCAAGUACUCCAGAGAAAGAGAAGGAAAAGUUGGAAGGUGACCAAAGGACCAGUCAGCGUCAACAGUCUGUGACGCCCAGUAGGCCUGUCAAAGACCCUGAUUUUCCUGCUUCUCAACAGAUGACCACACAAAGACCAUCUAGUCCUCAAGGGGAAAAAAUGAAGAUAGAUGUCUUCUUAGAUCAGAAAGAAAUUGAAAAUUCUAACCAGGAUAAAUCUAGUAAGAGCAUAAUUGAAAGGCCCAGCCAGAACAACAUAGGAAUCCAGACCAUAGAGCAUUCUCUGCGGGUCACAGAAACUGCUUCAGCAGCAACCCAGACUGUGAAGAAUGUGUGUGAACAGGGCACCAGUACAGUGGAACAAAACUCUGGCAAGCAGGAUGCCACAGUGCAGACUGAGAGGAGGAGUGCUGAGAAACCAGCCAGUGCUCCUGGGGAUGACACAGAGUCUCUUCAUAGCCAGGCAGAGGAAGAGUUUGAGAUGCCUCAGCCUCCACAUGGCCAUGUUUUGCAUCGCCACAUGAGAACAAUCCGUGAGGUUCGAACCCUUGUCACUCGUGUCAUCACAGACGUGUACUAUGUGGAUGGGACAGAAGUAGAAAGAAAAGUGACUGAGGAGACUGAAGAACCAAUUGUAGAGUGUCAGGAGUGUGAAACCGAAGUUUCCCCAUCACAGACUGGGGGCUCCUCGGGUGACCUGGGGGAUAUCAGCUCCUUCUCCUCCAAGGCAUCCAGCUUCCACCGCACGUCAAGUGGGACAAGCCUUUCAGCCAUUCACAGCAGUGGCAGCUCAGGGAGAGGAGCCGGACCACUCAAAGGGAAAGCCAGCGGGACAGACCCCGCAGAUUUUGCCUUGCCCAGCUCCCGAGGAGGCCCAGGAAAACUGAGUCCUAGAAAAGGGGUCAGUCAGACAGGGGCGCCACUGUGUGAGGAGGAUGGUGAUGCAGGCCUUGCCAUCAGACAGGGAGGGAAGGCUCCAGUCACGCCUCGUGGGCGCGGGCGAAGGGGCCGCCCGCCUUCUCGGACCACUGGAACCAGAGAGACAGCUGUGCCUGGCCCCUUGGGCAUAGAGGAUAUUUCACCCAGUAUGUCACCAGAUGAUAAAUCCUUCACCCGAGUUGUGCCCCGAGUGCCAGACUCCACCAAACGAGCAGAUGUGGGUGCUGGUGCUUUGCGUAGAAGCGACUCUCCAGAGAUUCCUUUCCAGGCUGCUGCUGGCUCUUCUGAUGGCCUGGAUACCUCCUCUCCAGGGAACAGCUUUGUAGGGCUCCGUGUUGUUGCCAAGUGGUCAUCCAAUGGCUAUUUUUACUCGGGGAAAAUCACACGAGAUGUUGGAGCUGGGAAAUACAAAUUGCUCUUUGAUGACGGGUAUGAGUGUGAUGUGUUGGGCAAAGACAUUCUGCUGUGUGACCCCAUCCCACUGGAUACUGAAGUGACAGCCCUCUCAGAGGACGAGUAUUUCAGUGCAGGAGUGGUGAAAGGUCAUAGGAAGGAGUCUGGAGAGCUGUACUACAGCAUUGAAAAAGAAGGCCAAAGGAAGUGGUAUAAGCGGAUGGCUGUCAUCCUGUCCUUGGAGCAAGGAAAUCGGCUGAGAGAGCAGUAUGGCCUUGGUCCCUAUGAGGCAGUCACGCCUCUCACCAAGGCGGCAGACAUCAGCUUGGACAAUUUGGUGGAAGGGAAGCGGAAACGACGCAGUAACAUCAGUUCCCCAGCCACCCCUACUGUCUCCAGCAGCAGCAGCACAACUCCUACCCGGAAGAUCACGGAGAGUCCCCGUGCUACUGGAGUUCCUUCAGGCAAAAGAAAACUCACUGUUUCUGAAGAAGAACGGUCCCCUGCUAAGCGAGGCCGGAAGUCUACUACUGUGAAACCUGGUGCCGUGGGGGCAGGAGAGUUUGUGAGCCCCUGUGAGAGUGGAGACAACAUGGGCGAUGCCGCCACCCUGGAGGAGCAGAGAGGACCUUUACCCCUCAACAAGACCUUGUUUCUGGGCUAUGCCUUCCUCCUCACCAUGGCUACGACCAGUGACAAGCUGGCCAGCCGUUCCAAACUGCUAGAUGGUCCUACAGGGAGCAGCGAGGAAGAGGAAGAAAUUUUAGAAAUUCCUCCCUUCAACAAACAGUACACAGAAUCCCAGCUUCGAGCAGGAGCUGGCUAUAUUCUCGAAGACUUCAAUGAAGCCCAGUGCAACACAGCCUAUCAGUGUCUCUUAAUUGCGGAUCAGCACUGUCGAACCCGGAAGUACUUCCUGUGCCUUGCCAGUGGGAUUCCUUGUGUGUCUCAUGUCUGGGUCCAUGACAGUUGUCAUGCCAACCAGCUCCAAAAUUACCGUAAUUAUCUGCUGCCAGCUGGGUACAGUCUUGAGGAACAAAGAAUUCUGGAUUGGCAACCCCGUGAAAACCCCUUCCAGAACCUGAAGGUACUUUUGGUAUCAGACCAACAACAGAACUUCCUGGAGCUCUGGUCUGAAAUCCUUAUGACUGGGGGGGCAGCCUCUGUGAAGCAACACCAUUCAAGUGCCCAUAACAAAGGUACCCAGAAAAAUGUGUGUUAUUACUCCUAGGAGAUCUUUAAACAUAGCUGUUAGGCCUCACGGCCUGAGUUCAGUACUGAUAGGUACUGCCUUCAGAAGCUGAGUCAGCAGAAGUGAGACACUAAGCUGUUUAUACUUCUACUGGUGUCCAGUGAUAUAUCUGUUAAAUGUUUUGUAUUGUGAUUAGUAGCACUGUUUAACGAGAAGGGCUGUGGCUUUGGCUGGGGCAGAGCGGGAUGCAGUGACUCAGUUGCCUUUUUUUUUUUCACUUACCUCUCCCUGCUUCCUACAGAUAUUGCUUUAGGUGUAUUUGAUGUGGUGGUGACAGACCCCUCGUGCCCAGCCUCGGUGCUGAAGUGUGCUGAAGCAUUACAGCUGCCUGUGGUGUCACAGGAGUGGGUGAUCCAGUGCCUCAUUGUUGGGGAGAGAAUUGGAUUCAAGCAGCAUCCAAAAUACAAACACGAUUAUGUUUCUCACUAA